AAAUCAAAUAUGAACUCUCGAGCACUCAUCAGAUUUUCAAAACCCACUUUGUGUCUGGUAAUAUUCUUCCUCUGCUUUUUAUUGUACUACCUUCCUUGUGCUUCAAGUCAAAAGGAACUUGGGUGGUGUGAGGCUCUGUUUCAGUGUGGGAACAUAACCGCUAGUUUCCCCUUCUGGGGUGGGAAUCGACCUCAAAAUUGCGGUCUUCCAUUGCUGGAGCUUCACUGCAAUAACAACAAUAACAGUACAACUUUAAUCAUCUCAGACAGAGAGUACUCUGUUUUCAAAGUAGAUCAAACAUCUUACACUCUUACACUUACCAGAACAGACCUACUAGGUUCUUUUUGCUCCGCUAAAUUCAGUACCACAACCUUGCCACCCGAUAUCUUUGAGCUUUUACCAACCUACAAGAACCUCACAGUUUCUUACCUUUGCGAUCCUCUUAAUCUUUACCUUUCAAAUUUUACAUGUCUUGAUAAGGGUAUUGUGUCAGUGUCUCCACGACCGGAGAAACAGUCUUUAUGUAAUCAGAGUUUCACCGUGAAUGUUCCGAUGAGUUUUUUCCCAGAAGAGAGAGAGUUUAGUUUAGAACAGUUGGAAAGUGUUCUCAGAAAAGGGUUCGAGGUAAAAGUGAAGAUCGAUGAGAUAAGUUGUCAAGGAUGUUCGUCCUCUGGUGGAAUAUGCAGCUUCAAUGGUACCACACAAGUUUGCUGCAAGACGACCUCACCGUCAGGAGUCAUUUGCGUACCAAAGCGUCAACUUAGUGCUGGUGAGCUUCACGGACUCUGCAGUCAGGCGUUUAUUUGCGGCAAUCAGAACAAUCUUUUGUACCCUUUCUGGAUUCCUGGCAGAGAAGAAUGCGGCCACCCGGACUUCAAGCUCAACUGUAUCGAAGGAUUCGCAGAGCUUAAUAUCGCCUCCGUGAAGUUCAGAGUCUUGGAGGCGAACUAUACAUCUCAUAUCAUAAGACUUGCAAGAACUGAUUAUAUCGGCCAUCUUUGUCCCCAAGAUCCUUCAAAUGCGCCAUUCGACGAAAACGUCCUCCGAUUUUCACCUGACACCGACCUGUUAACAAUUUAUUACGGCUGCCGAGACUUUUCAUUCUCAACGCCUGUAUACGAUCCUACUUACUUCAAAGAGCUUGGUUGUGAUGAUGAUCUAAACGGAAGAAGUUACUAUGUGACGAGAAACCUCUCGUCCCCGUUACUUGACGGGGUUAGAGACCUUUUAAAGAUCCUCAGGGUGUUUUGCACAAGAAACGUCACUAUUCCUGCGUCUGGACCUGCGUUGAACACACUACAGAGAUUUCAGACUUCAGAUAAUCUAAAGAAGGCUCUUGAACAGGGUUUCAAGGUUGGAGUUAACCGAGAAUGUUCCAUCUGCACAGACUCUGGGGGUGCUUGUGGAUAUAGUCAAGCCACAAGAGAGUUUGUCUGUUAUUGUAACAACGGGCCGUAUGACCAUACUUGCGGUUCUCGAAAGAGGAGUCAUGGUUCAAGCGUACUAGCGGGUGUUCUUGUGCUCCUGGUCAUAUUCACAUUGUUUCUCCGAUGGAGAAAAACAUCAGAUGAUCACAGACAACAUAAUCUAAAGACCCUUAUUCCACUGAAACACUAUAGUUACGCGCAAGUGAAAAGAAUUAUAAAGUCAUUUGCGGAAGGAGACAAUGGAAGGCUUGUCGGGGAUGGAAUCAGCAACGAAGAAGAGGAGAUAGCAAAGAAGAUGACUUUGGUUGGUCUGUGGUGUAUUCAGUCUUCCCCAUCAGAUCGCCCACCGAUGAACAGAGUGGUGGAGAUGAUGGAAGGAAGUCUUGAUGAUCUUGAAGUCCCUCCUCGGCCUGUUUUGCAAAUUCCCGUAGCGCCUUUUCCCGAAUCUUCUUGGAUUUCGGAGGAGAGUUCAAGCACCUCCGAGGUAUUGGCAUCCUCCACAAAUUGA
Thlaspi arvense is the source of this 1935-nucleotide messenger RNA. The record is from the annotation of a GenBank genome assembly. Lineage: Eukaryota; Viridiplantae; Streptophyta; Magnoliopsida; Brassicales; Brassicaceae.